AUGUCCUCCGGAGAGAUUCAUAUCGUGGCUACUUUUUACCCGAAGCCCGGGAAAGCUGACGAGCUCAUCGCCAUCGGCAAGGAAUGCGCUGAAAAAGUCCACGCGACCGAGCCCGAUACGUUGAUUUAUUAUGCUUUGAAAGUGCAGGAUAAGGAUGAGGUCAUUUUUGUUGAGAAGUACAAGAACCAAGCAACCGUAGACGCGCAUCUCAAGACGGAGCAUUUCCAGCAGUUGGCCGCCAAGGUGCCUGAUUUGACAACGAAGCCGUUCGAUAUUAAGAUCGGGUCUUUCCUGUUUGGAUACGAGGGACGGUCGAAGAUGUAA
Messenger RNA from Paecilomyces variotii, 324 nucleotides. RefSeq lists its product as hypothetical. The transcript is spliced from 3 exons. Lineage: Eukaryota; Fungi; Ascomycota; Eurotiomycetes; Eurotiales; Thermoascaceae. The record is from RefSeq and is a predicted model, not a curated record. Bases 1 to 324 code for a protein of 107 amino acids.